Messenger RNA from Amborella trichopoda, 3173 nucleotides. RefSeq names its product glutamate receptor 2.7. Gene Ontology annotation, molecular function: ligand-gated monoatomic ion channel activity. NCBI's taxonomy places the organism in Eukaryota, Viridiplantae, Streptophyta, Magnoliopsida, Amborellales, Amborellaceae. Gene Ontology annotation, cellular component: membrane. The record is from RefSeq and is a predicted model, not a curated record.
AUCUAAAAAACUCGUAUAGUUGAUCUCUAUCACUUUCACAGAGUUGAUCUCUCUCACUCAAAAUCUCACAGUUCAUCUGCCUCUCUCAAAAUCUCUCUCUGUCUACAUUUGCAGGAGCGAGGGAGAGAGAGCCUAACAAGUGCUCCUGGUGAAGGAAGAAUUUUUUAUGGUUUAGAUUUGCAGGUGAAGGAUGGGGAUCUCAAAAGCUGUUUUCGUUCUGUCUCCAUUACUACUGCAACUGCUACUUAUUCAUAUCUCAUCAACCCAUGGGCAAGGCGAAAGAGUGAGAGUUAACAUAGGUGUGGUCCUGGGUCUGGAGUCGAAGGUGGGAAAGGCAAGCAAAACGAGCAUAAAAAUGGCCCUCCACGACUUCUACGAGCACCACUCUAAUUACACCACAAGUCUCUCCCUCUUUUGGCGAGACUCUGAACUGCAUGUAGCCCAAGCAGGAAAACGAGCUUUGGAGCUGAUACAAAACAUGAAUGUUCAGGCCAUCAUUGGGCCACAAUUAUCAACAGAAGCUGAAUUCUUAGCAAAUAUGGGGUCCAAAACAAAGGUACCCAUCGUCUCUUUUUCUGCAACCUCACCUCUACUCCCAUCAACGCAAACCCCUUAUUUCAUUAGAGCCACUCUCAACGACUCAACUCAAGCCAAACCCCUUGCCUCUCUCUUCCAAGCCUACAAUUGGAGACAAGCCGUUGCCAUAUACGAAGAUACCGAAUAUGGAGCCAGCUUCAUUCCAUACUUAACCGAUGCUCUCCAAGAAAUUGGCUCUCGAAUUGAACAUAGAACUGCUCUUCCUACCUCAGCUUCUGAUGAAUUAAUCCGAACUGAGCUACAUGCAUUGAUGGAAACGCAAACUCGUGUUUUCGUAGUCCACAUGACCUCUUCCAUGGCCUCUCGACUAUUUCAAAAUGCCAGGCAACUCAACAUGAUGAGCAAAGAUUAUGCCUGGAUCAUAACAGACGGGCUGGCGGUUCUCUUAAACUCCAUGAAUUCCACAGUUAUAGCCUCAAUGGAAGGGCUGAUAGGGGUGAAGGCACAUAUACCAGAGUCCGAAGCGUUAUCCGAUCUAUCACGUAGAUGGAGAUCACAGUUUAAAAUGGAGUACCCAAAUGAGACACAAACGGUGGACAUGAACAUUUACGCAUUGAGAGCAUAUGAUGCAGCAUGGGGUCUUGCACUUGCGGUCGAAAAAUGUGGCCAAUUUCGGAGACCUCUUCCCACUAAAACCACUGUAAAGUCAUCGGAUUUCACAAUGCCAAACAGUUCUAAGGCAGGCCCCAGCCUCUUAAAGGCAAUCAUGGAUACCAAAUUCCUUGGUGUCAGCGGCGAUAUCCAUUUCGUAAAAGGUGAGCUCCAAGCGUCGGACUUCCAAAUAGUGAACAUUGCCGGAAAGGAAGUCAUAGAUAUAGGGUAUUGGUCACAAGAAACUGGCCUUUCAAGAAGAAAAAACUCUGGAAAGGAAAAAUACACAGCGACACAGUCUGAUCUCAGGCCGGUAAUUUGGCCAGGGAGGACUCUGGCAGUGCCAAGGGGCUGGGUGGUGGCACCUAACAGAAAGAAGCUGAGGAUUGGCAUUCCUGUCAAUGGACCUUUUCAGGAAUUCAUAAAAAAUACAUGGAACCCCAAGAAAAAUAUGACUGAGGUUCAGGGCUUCUGUCGGGAUGUGUUCGAGGCUGUGAUCGACGAGCUGCCGUAUGCUUUCCCGUAUGAAUUCGUGCCCUUUCAGAAAGCUGAUGGAUCAAGCGCUGGCACAUACAAUGAUCUGGUUUACCAGGUCUAUCUCAAGAAUUUUGAUGCAGUGGUGGGGGACGUAACAAUUCGAGCUAACAGAACAAACUACGUGGACUUCACUUUACCUUACACUGAUUCAGGAGUAGCAAUGGUGGUUCCAGUGAAGAAGAACGAUCUGAGGAACAAUGCUUGGGUGUUUUUAAAGCCUUUAACAUGGAGAUUGUGGGCAACGAGUGGCUUCUUCGUUGUGCUGACUGGUUUUGUGGUUUGGGUCUUAGAACACAGGAGAAACGACGACUUUAGAGGCAGCAAGUGGGGUCAGAUAGGUGUUGUCUUUUGGUUUGCCUUCUCCACGAUGGUCUUUUCUCAUAAGGAGACAGUGGUUAGCAACUUGGGCCGAUUUGUGGUUAUCAUAUGGCUUUUUGUGGCCUUGAUUCUCAACUCAAGCUAUACAGCGAGCUUAACAUCUAUACUCACAGUUCAGCAACUUCAACCCACUGUUAAAGACAUUGAUACAUUGGUAAAAAAUGGAAACUACGUUGGAUGUCAGCCAAGAUCCUUUGUUGCUGGGCUUCUACAACGCUCGAAUUUUGAUCCAACUAAGCUUAGGUACUAUAACACACUCGAUGAAUAUGCGGAGGCCCUUAACAAUGGAGAGAUCUCUGCAUACUUUGAUGAGAUCCCUUAUCUCAAGCUUUUCCUCUCAAGAUAUUGCGAUCAAUUCACCAUGGUUGGACCAAUAUAUAAGACUGCAGGGCUCGGCUUUGUUUUUCCCAAAGGCUCCCCACUGGUCUCGGACAUAUCAAAGGCCAUACUAAAUGUAACAGAAGGAGACCAAAUGGUGAGGAUCACCACCUUUUGGUUUGGUAAGAGUUAUUGGUUUGGCAACGACAGCAAUUGCCAAGACUUAUCAGACAUACCUAGGUCCAAAGGUCUCUCCUUCGAUAGCUUCAAGGGCCUGUUUAUCAUCUCAGGGACGGCCUCGAUGUCGGCCCUCUUGAUCUUCUUCAUUACCUUCCUCAGUAAACUUUUCAAGAAAGAGCGAACCUCUCCUGCUAGGGGCUUAUGGCAAAGGCUCAUCUCCAUAGGCAGGCAUUUCUAUGAAGAGGAAAACGCAUUGAGAAGACGGGUGCAAAGAAAUAGAGACAGAGAGAACCCUGGAGAGGGUGGUGCUAGGAACCAUGCAAAAGGAAGCACCAAUGUUAAAGAAGGUGAGUCUGUAAAUCACAACAACUUUAAGGAUGAUAUUUUACUGUUGCUGCUAAUGCUUGGGAUCCUCAAUAGUUGUUGCACUCAAAGAAAUAACACAAGCCCACAUCCAAAUCCCAAUCCAAUAUCUCCCGAGCACUCGAUUGAGAUAUGACUCGCUUCAAGUCCUUUGUAUAUACAUUUGAUGUGACAUGGUAUGUAUCAUGGUCUAACAUGGUAUGUAAUAC